AUGCACAUCUCAUUUGACAGCUGUGAUCGAGAUGACGACCAAAAAACCAGAGAAACCUGCAAGCGUCUCUUCACAGUAAGAUUCUACGAACCAAACAAAGCGAUCAAAAAAUGUAAAGACACGCACUCCAGCCAAGGCCUUCGUCCACUCACUUAUUCCACGGAGGUCGGAGCCCACUCGGUGCUGGCCCCUGCCGCCACGGAGAUGCUAGUCGGCUGUGCGGGCAGCGCGAGGCUUGUGUCUCCCGCCCACGUACCGCGGGCAGCGAGGGAAGCACCGGCGGGUGCGAUUGUGAGUGAGCGCGGGCGCGCGCGGGGCGGGGGCGGGGCGCGCCGCGCUGGCCUGGCCGCGCGCAAGCGCAGAGCGCGGGAGCCGGGCCCGGCCGCCGCAGAGCGCCGGGGGCGGGAGGAGAGCGAGCCCAGGAGGCCAUGGCCGCCGCCGCUGCCGCCGCCGCCGCCGCCGGCUGCUGAGGGGCUCGGCCCGCGAGCGCCUGCCUCCGCGGACGAUGGUGACCGCACGGGUCGGGCCGCUGCCGCCGCCGCUGCCUCCACCUCCCAAGACGCAACAACCAAGGCCCGGCGCGGAGGAGCCGCCGCUGUGAGCCGCACCGUCCCGGCCCCCACCGCCGCCGCCGCCGUCCGAGGAGAACGGGAGGCGGGCGAGAGAGCCGGGGAGUUGCGGAGCCCGCCCGUCCGCCCGCAGCGCCGCGCCGCCGGGAGGGAGGCCGCAGCCCGAGGAAGAUUAUUUAAAUAAUCUUGUUCAUUUAAGAUAAUCAGAAUUACAGGAUUUAUAAAAAUGCUAAUUCUGUGUUACUGACAAGAAAACAGCAUUUGGAUUAUCGUGAUGGUUGAUACAUGAUCACUGAAAAACUUGGGU
Messenger RNA from Oryctolagus cuniculus (rabbit), 876 nucleotides. The record is from RefSeq and is a predicted model, not a curated record. Lineage: Eukaryota; Metazoa; Chordata; Mammalia; Lagomorpha; Leporidae.